AUGUCCGCAGCUGUCUCUAGUUGUGUAGCUCAGGGUACCUGGACCUCCGACAAUGCAAGUGACGUCAGCCGGUGUCUGACGUGCCGGCUGCGGCAGCGCAGCAGGGGAGCGCUCCUUGGCGACGAGGCGGGCUCUCGUCUUGUUGAAUUGGCAGGUCUUGAUAGCUGUGUUCAUGUACCUGAAGCAGCACUUACUAUCUCUUCAGUUCAGGCAAUGUUCCAGAAACUGACAGAGGCAAAUUUUGCAUCCUUUCAGGGCACACUGAACUGUGGCAAUUUGGGUUCCCGCAUUAUUCUCUCACCUGCCCCUCAGCCUUUCAACAAAGCUACUGAUUUUGAGUAUAUCAAAAGGAAUAUAUCAGAUACUAUUGAAGUAUGCGGAUUUAUUGAUGUUGCUGAUGUUGGAAGCCCUAUGGCUAUUUCACGUCAUCCGGUGCUACCUCAUGGUUCAGGGAAAUUGAAGGAAGCCGACGGUAUUUCCCCUGUCAUGAAGUCAGAAGGAGACUCUGAUGAUGAUUCAUGUGCAGAUGAAGCAAAAGUCGCCUCAUUUUGUGUACUACUUCAUGGUGCACUUAAAGGAGAAAACGUGGAUGCCUUGUCUCUUUUAGCCAAGGGCUGGUUUGGCUUUGUUUACUCUUGGGCUGACAGCAAGAAGAAAUCAAAUUUAAUGUUAACAGUGUUGGAAUCUGGAACGAAUGUUGUGCCAUGGCUGGGAAAUUUAAAUAACUUAGGUUCUUUGGAAGAUUUUCGCGCAGUGAUUGGUAAGGAAGAUCCGCCACAGCAGUUUCCAGUUCGUCCUCUAGAAAAAAGAAGUUACUCACAAAAUAGUGUGGUUUGGAUAAUGCAGGCAGGAUUAUAGUCUGAUAUACAAAAGAUCUUGCGGCAUGUUCGCAAUCUUCCAGACAAAACACAACAGCUUUAUAAGGAGUUAAAUAGGUUGAAAAGAGCUACAAUAUCAUUUGGAUUCAUUGAACUGCUGGAUGGUUCAGCAGCAAUAUUCGAGAGGGACUGCACUGUACUCCCUGGAGGUGCCCAUCCAGAUUGUGCACUACAACUUACACAUGCAGCGGGAGUUUUACGCAGGUCUUACUGCGGUGAUAUCAAGUUCAACGUGACACCUCGGUUAACAAAAUUCCAAAUUUGUGAAUUACUCUGCCUCUGUGAUAUGUGA
Messenger RNA from Schistocerca americana (American grasshopper), 1170 nucleotides. RefSeq names its product integrator complex subunit 14-like. Gene Ontology annotation, cellular component: integrator complex. NCBI's taxonomy places the organism in Eukaryota, Metazoa, Arthropoda, Insecta, Orthoptera, Acrididae. The record is from RefSeq and is a predicted model, not a curated record. The transcript is spliced from 2 exons. Gene Ontology annotation, biological process: snRNA 3'-end processing.